This is a messenger RNA of Bombus pyrosoma, 2451 nucleotides long. RefSeq names its product band 7 protein AGAP004871-like. The record is from RefSeq and is a predicted model, not a curated record. Gene Ontology annotation, cellular component: plasma membrane. The transcript is spliced from 6 exons. Bases 310 to 1314 code for a protein of 334 amino acids. NCBI's taxonomy places the organism in Eukaryota, Metazoa, Arthropoda, Insecta, Hymenoptera, Apidae.
CUCGCGUAUUCUUCGACACGGUGUUAAAACCGAUGGGUUUCGAAUUGACAGGUAAAGCAGAACCUCGAAGAAAUUCGAUGCAGCGAUUGGCUGAUCGCUGCGGGAACAACUAAAGAGUGGAAAGUGUAUCGGAAACGUUGCAGCGAGUUUUCUCGGAGUCGGAGAAGCAAAGUCUGUCCGACCGAGUGGUUUCGUUCAGUUUGUGCUUCAAAGAAACGGACGGUGAAAGGAAAGAAAGAAAGGAAAGUAAAGGAAAGAAAAGCAAAGCAAAGGGCGGAUAAAGAGAGAGGCGAUUGAGUCCUUCGCGGCAUGGUACACUACGGAUGCGCGAAAACCGACAGCGGUGGAGUCGAGUGCUUCGUUGAGUUCAAGGACUCCUCGGUGGCACGCGUGGAAAUGAUGGACGACAACAAGGUCGGCGCAAUGACGAGAUUCGUCGAAGUGGUCGCGACCAUAGGGUCGUUUUUACUGGUGCUCGUUACGUUUCCUUUCUCGCUGUGCUUCACGUUCAAGGUCGUGCAGGAGUACGAAAGAGCCGUUGUAUUCAGAAUGGGAAGGUUGAAGAGCGGCGCUUACGGCCCAGGGACGUUUUUCGUGAUGCCAUGCGUGGACAACUGUGUGCGCGUCGACCUGAGGACGGUGUCGUUCGAUGUUCCACCGCAGGAAGUUCUCACCAAAGAUUCCGUCACGGUGAGUGUCGACGCGGUCAUCUACUACCGCAUAAAGGAGCCACUGAAUGCCGUAAUCAAGAUAGCCAAUUACAGUCACUCUACUCGAUUACUGGCGGCCAGUACACUGAGGACGGUACUCGGUACGAGGAACUUAGCGGAGAUCCUCUCGGAACGUGAAACCAUUUCCCACACCAUGCAGACGUCUCUGGAUGAAGCCACGGAUCCUUGGGGUGUCAAGGUCGAACGCGUGGAAAUAAAGGACGUUCGACUUCCGGUGCAGCUGCAACGAGCCAUGGCCACGGAGGCGGAAGCCGCAAGGGAGGCACGGGCCAAAGUGAUUGCAGCGGAAGGAGAGAUGCUGGCUUCCCGUGCUCUGAAAGAGGCCAGUGAUGUCAUCUCCAUGAGUCCAGCUGCUCUUCAGCUACGAUAUCUACAAACACUGAGCAACAUAUCUGCGGAGAAGAAUUCCACCAUCAUCUUUCCCGUACCGGUCGAGUUUUUGACUCCGUUCUUUACUAACAAUUUCCAUCCAAGCGCAAUUCAAGAAGCUGUUGGAACGUCGUCGGAGCAGCUGUGCUCGAAGCAGCUCAAGGUUCAGCCCGACAUCCACUCAAACGCAGACAAUAUCGACGUGUCAAAGUGAAGAGGUGUGUCAAACUUCGAUUAUCCUUAGCAAAUUUCGCCAACUUCGAACGGUAUGUCGGAUUAAUUGGGGUGACCUUUGAUCCAAUUCACUGGUAAGCAGAUACGCUCGAUUGGAAACCGAUACGAGCAUACGCGAGACUCGACGCGUUUGUUGGUCGUCAAAGCGCCGCGUCACCCUUUAACUAAAAUCUCUGUUUCGUUUCGCGCGAUUUCGGUGCGCAGGAACGACAGACGCGCGACCAGAAACGCGACAAACUCGACAAAUAAAUAGGUAAACUUGUAAUUCGUCACCGGGCUCCCUGUUUGAUCUCCGAGCCUUUACGGGACGAAAAGAAAAUAUACGCGUAGACGAAUAUCGCGAGCUCGACUUUUUCAACGAACGAUUGCGACGAAAAGAUACGUUGACGAAAGCACGUUCGUAUUAGAAUUCUUCUUUCGUGCGAGGAAGACAAAACGCACGUAAAUUGAAAAUUUCGAGUCCGCCGUUCGUAACGACCGAUUGCGAUAGAAAGACGCAUUGGUACAUAUAAGUUUUAUGGUUUUGGAAUGGUUGCAGCUUGCAAUGACAGUGCCUAGAAAACUAUUUCCAAUGAAGCGUUUUUUUUUCUAUCAGAUUCUAUUUCGUUUUAGUACCAAAUUAUUGUAGUCGCGUGAAGAUAUUACCGAAUAAGAAAUUUGCUAUAUUUGAUCUGGUCGAUUGCUAUUGGGUUGGCAACUAAGUGAUUGCAGAUUUUGUCAUUGUCAAUACCACCCAAUGGCAAAAUAGUUGCCAACCCAAUAUUAUAAUUUAUACGCGAAUUUACCGCUUACUAGCAGAUAUUUUCUGUGCAUUAAUUCUUUCAGACUUAUGAAUCUACGGAUAUAUAUAUAUAUGUCGGCUCGUCGUCAGAAGAAAGGUAUUGGGCAUAUAACGAUUCUUCACUGGAGCUAUACAUUUUCCUCGCAAAAUUCAAACGACUUUUAUUAACACGAGUAUGGAUUUUACAGAGUUAACAAACAACUGCGUGGAUAAGACACUUAUGACAAUGGCCUAAGGUUCGAUAACGAAUCCACGGUCAACAGAAUAACUCUGUAUUAAACGUAAAAUACUUUAACACACAACACGUUUAAUGGGACGCUCUAUAUAUACUGCUCG